CUUAACAAAUAACUUUUUGACGAACGAAAGUUUCUAAUUGAGUGCCAGCGCUUUAAUCUUGACAUGGCGAAUUCCAAGUUGCUCAUCAUUCUUGUCAUUGUAGCCACUUAUGUUCCUUCAAUUUUGGCAACAGAUUUCGUGGUUGGAGAUGCCACAGGUUGGACCACUAAAUUCGAUUACCAGAAGUGGGCUGAGGGGAAGGAGUUUCGCGUCGGUGACAAACUUAUUUUCAAUUAUCCACAGGGAGCACACAAUCUGAUGAGAAUAACUGAUGCAGCUUCCUACCAACAGUGUGUGAAGUCACCUAAUGCUAGAACUUCGAGUUCAGGAAGUGAUGAAAUUAUACUAAGUUCACCUGGAAAGAAAUGGUACAUUUGUGGAGUUGGGCAGCAUUGUGAGGUUGGAAAUCAAAAGCUAGCAAUAACAGUGUUGGCUGAAGGUGAAACUUUACCUCCAGUAUCUGCUCCUUCUCCUUCAACUACUCCUCCACCAUCUGCUGCAACUGGAAGGACUGCGUCACUUUUCUAUGGAUUCAUGGCUGUUGUGGCUGCUUUUGUUGGAAUCUUGAUGGUUUAGUAUUGAAACUAACAGUGCUGAUGAUAGGAUUUAAUAUAAUAUUCCUUGAGUAACGGUUUUUGUGUGAUUGUUCUGAGUUUAAUAUUGUUAUUGUUGUAGAUUUGGGAAUAUUGAUUUUAAUUUUGUAUUGUAAUUGAGUUUUAAUCAUUUAGUUGAUGUAUAUGAUCUCA
Messenger RNA from Pistacia vera, 746 nucleotides. RefSeq names its product mavicyanin-like. Gene Ontology annotation, molecular function: electron transfer activity. The record is from RefSeq and is a predicted model, not a curated record. NCBI's taxonomy places the organism in Eukaryota, Viridiplantae, Streptophyta, Magnoliopsida, Sapindales, Anacardiaceae. The transcript is spliced from 2 exons. The coding region runs from base 64 to 576 and encodes 170 amino acids. Gene Ontology annotation, cellular component: plasma membrane.